Molecule: messenger RNA, 7248 nt
Organism: Podarcis muralis (Common wall lizard)
Lineage: Eukaryota; Metazoa; Chordata; Lepidosauria; Squamata; Lacertidae
Source: RefSeq, a predicted model, not a curated record
CCCUGCAGCUUGUUUUGGCUCCUUGACUCUUCAGGAAGGAUGAAAGAGAUGGAUCCUGCAAAGCUAGCGGGGAUGGAAGGGGGAAGAUGGACGGUUGACCUGGUCAGGUUGUCUCCUGCAUCCCUCCUCACAGCCUCUGAGCGUUCCUCUCUAGGGCUCUCAGAGAGAUCUGGUGGUGAUGAAUUGGAAAUCAAUUAUGGGGGAGACCAUGACAAAAUCCACACAGUGGAGAAGCCAUAUCAAAAUUGGGAGUAUGGAGAGAGCUCCAGUCAGAGUUCCCGUUCCCACCAAAGAACUCACAGUGGGAAGAAAGGCUAUCAGUGCUCAGAAUGUGGGAAGAGCUUCAGUCGGACAAUCUCACUUCUCAUCACAGAAUUCAUACAGGAGAGAAACCCCAUCAGUGCUUGGAAUGUGGAAAGAGGUUUCGUCAGAGUGGGGCUCUCACUUUCCACAAAAGAAUUCAUACUGGAGAGAAACCCUACCAGUGCUUGGAAUGUGGAAAGAGCUUCAGUCGGAGCACCCAUCUCAUGUCCCAUCAAAGAAUUCAUACAGGGGAGAAACCCUAUCAGUGCUUGGAAUGUGGAAAGAGCUUCAGUCAGAGGAGCAGUCUUGCUUCCCAUCAAAGAAUUCAUACAGGGGUGAAACCCCAUCAGUGCUUGGAAUGUGGAAAGCGCUUCAGUCAGAGGCAGAGUCUCACUUCCCAUGAAAGAAUUCAUACUGGAGAGAAACCCUAUCAGUGCUUGGAAUGUGGAAAGAGCUUCAGAAAGAGGGCAGGUCUCAUUUACCAUCAAAGAACUCAUACAGGGACACCUCAGAAAGGCUAUCAGUGCUCAGAAUGUGGGAAGAGCUUCAGUCGGAAGGGCAGUCUUACUUUGCAUCAAAGAAUUCAUACUGGAGAGAAACCCUAUCAGUGCUUGGAAUGUGGAAAGAGGUUUCGUCAGAGUGGGUAUCUCACUUCCCACAAAAGAAUACAUACAGGAGAGAAACCCUAUCAGUGCUUUGAAUGUGGAAAGAGCUUCAGUCACAGUUACAGUCUCACUUCCCACCAAAGAAUUCAUACAGGAGAGAAACCCUAUCAGUGCUUUGAAUGUGGAAAGAGCUUCAGUCGGAAGGACAGUCUCACUUCCCACCAAAGAAUUCAUACAGGGGAGAAACCCUUUCAGUGCUUUGAAUGUGGAGAGAGCUUCAGUCACAGUUACAGUCUCACUUCCCAUCAAAGAAUUCAUACAGAGGAGAAACCCUAUCAGUGCUUGGAAUAUAGGAAGAGCUUCAGUUGGAAGGACAAACUCACUUUGCAUCAAAGAAUUCAUACUGGAGAGAAACCCCAUCAGUGCUUGGAAUGUGGGAAGAGCUUCAGUCAGAGCACCCAUCUCACUUCCCAUCAAAGAAUUCAUACAGGGGAGAAACCCUAUCAGUGCUUGGAAUGUGGGAAGAGCUUCAGUCAGAGCGCCCAUCUCACUUCCCAUCAAAGAAUUCAUACAGGGGAGAAACCCUAUCAGUGCUCAGAAUGUGGGAAGAGCUUCAGUCGGAAGGACAGUCUCACUUCUCAUCAAAGAAUUCAUACUGGAGAGAAACCCUAUCAGUGCUUGGAAUGUGGAAAGAGCUUCAGUCAGAGCACCUAUCUCACUUCCCACCAAAGAAUUCAUACAGGGGAGAAACCCUUUCGGUGCUUUGAAUGUGGAGAGAGCUUCAGUCAGAGCACCCAUCUCACUUCCCAUCACAGAAUUCAUACAGGGGAGAAACCCUAUCAGUGCUCGGAAUGUGAGAAGAACUUCAGUCAGAAGGACAAACUCACUUUGCAUCAAAGAAUUCAUACUGGUGAGAAACCCUAUCAGUGCUUGGAAUGUGGGAAGAGUUUCAGUCAGAGCACCCAUCUCACAUCCCAUCAAAGAAUCCAUACAGGGGAGAAACCUUAUCAGUGCUUUGAAUGUGGAAAGAACUUCAGAAGGAGGGGCAGUCUCACUUCACAUCAAAGAAUUCAUACAGGGGAGAAACCCUAUCAGUGCUUGGAAUGUGGAGAGAGCUUCAGUCAGAGUUACAGUCUCACUUCCCAUCGAAGAAUUCAUACAGAGGAGAAACCCUAUCAGUGCUUGGAAUGUGGAAAGAGGUUUCGUCAGAGUGGGAAUCUCACUUCCCACAAAAGAAUACAUACAGGAGAGAAACCUUACCAGUGCUUGGAAUGUGGAAAGAGCUUCAGUCGGAAGGACAGUCUCACUUCCCAUCAAAGAAUUCAUACAGGGGAGAAACCCUAUCAGUGCUUUGAAUGUGGAGAGAGCUUCAGUCAGAGUUACAGUCUCACUUCCCAUCGAAGAAUUCAUACAGAGGAGAAACCCUAUCAGUGCUUGGAAUGUGGAAAGAGGUUUCGUCAGAGUGGGAAUCUCACUUCCCACAAAAUAAUACAUACAGGAGAGAAACCUUACCAGUGCUUGGAAUGUGGAAAGAGCUUCAGUCGGAAGGACAGUCUCACUUCCCACCAAAUAAUUCAUACGGGAGAGAAAUCCUAUCAGUGCUUUGAAUGUGGAAAGAGCUUCAGUCGGAAGGACAGUCUCACUUCCCACCAAAGAAUUCAUACAGGAGAGAAACCCUAUCAGUGCUUUGAAUGUGGAAGGAGCUUCAGUCGGAAGGACAAACUCGCUUCCCACCAAAGAAUUCAUACAGGAGAGAAACCCUAUCAGUGCUUUGAAUGUGGAGAGAGCUUCAGUCACAGUUACAGUCUCACUUCCCAUCAAAGAAUUCAUACAGAGGAGAAACCCUAUCAGUGCUUGGAAUGUAGGAAGAGCUUCAGUCGAAAGGACAGUCUCACUUUGCAUCAAAUAAUUCAUACAGGGGAGAAACCCUAUCAGUGCUUGGAAUGUGGGAAGAGCUUCAGUCAGAGCACCCAUCUCACUUCCCAUCAAAGAAUUCAUACUGAAGAGAAACCCUAUCAGUGCUUUGAAUGUGGAAAGAGCUUCAGUCACAGUUACAGUCUCACUUCCCAUCAAAGAAUUCAUACAGAGGAGAAACCCUAUCAGUGCUUGGAAUGUAGGAAGAGCUUUAGUCGGAAGGGCAAACUCACUUUGCAUCAAAGAAUUCAUACAGGGGAAAAACCUUAUAAGUGCUUGGAAUGUGGGAAGAGCUUCAGUCGGAGCACCCAUCUCACUUCCCAUCAAAGAAUUCAUACAGAGGAGAAACCCUAUCAGUGCUCAGAAUGUCGGAAGAGCUUCAGUCGGAAGGACAGUCUCACUUCGCAUCAAAGAAUUCAUACAGGGGAAAAACCUUAUAAGUGCUUGGAAUGUGGGAAGAGCUUCAGUCGGAGCACCCAUCUCACUUCCCACCAAAGAAUUCAUACAGGGGAGAAACCCUUUCAGUGCUUUGAAUGUGGAGAGAGCUUCAGUAAGAGCACCCAGCUCACUUCCCAUCACAGAAUUCAUACAGGGGAGAAACCCUAUCAGUGCUCGGAAUGUGAGAAGAACUUCAAGAGGAUAAGCAGUCUCACUUCACAUCAAAGAAUUCAUACAGGGGAGAAACCCUAUCAGUGCUUGGAAUGUGGAAAGAGGUUUUGUCAGAGUGGGACUCUCACUUCCCACAAAAGAAUACAUACAGGAGAGAAACCUUACCAGUGCUUGGAAUGUGGAAAGAGCUUCAGUCACAGUUACAGUCUCACUUCCCACCAAAGAAUUCAUACAGGAGAGAAACCCUAUCAGUGCUUUGAAUGUGGAAAGAGCUUCAGUCACAGUUACAGUCUCACUUCCCACCAAAUAAUUCAUACAGGAGAGAAACCCUAUCAGUGCUUUGAAUGUGGAAAGAACUUCACUCAGAGCGGCAAUCUCACUUCCCACCAAAGAAUUCAUAUAGGGGAGAAACCCUUUCAGUGCUUUGAAUGUGGAGAGAGCUUCAGUCACAGUUACAGUCUCACUUCCCAUCAAAGAAUUCAUACAGAGGAGAAACCCUACCAAUGCUUAGAAUGUGGAAAGAACUUCACUCAGAGCAGCAAUCUCACUUCCCAUCAAAGAAUUCAUACAGGGGAGAAACCCUAUCAGUGCUUUGAAUGUGGAAAGAGCUUCAGUCAGAGCACCCAUCUCACUUCCCAUCAAAGAAUUCAUACUGGAGAAAAACUCCAUCAGUGCUUGGAAUGUGGGAAGAGCUUCAGUCAGAGAACGCAUCUCACUUCCCAUCAAAGAAUUCAUACAGAGGAGAAACCCUAUCAGUGCUUGGAAUGUGGGAAGAGCUUCAGUCAGAGCACCCAACUCACUUCCCAUCAAAGAAUUCAUACAGGGGAGAAACCCUAUCAGUGCUCGGAAUGUGAGAAGAACUUCAGUCGGAAGGACAGACUCACUUUGCAUCAAAGAAUUCAUACUGGUGAGAAACCCUAUCAGUGCUUGGAAUGUGGAAAGAGUUUCAGAAGGAGGGCAGGUCUCAUCCACCAUCAAAGAACUCAUACAGUGGUGAAACCAUUUAAAUGUACGGUGUGUGGAAAGAGCUUCAGCCAUAGUGGAAGCCUUAGCAUGCAUCAUAGAAUCCACACAGGGGAGAAACCAUUUGAAUGUACCGAGUGUGGAAAAAGUUUCACUGGACGUGGUGACCUUUCUAAGCAUCAGAGAAUCCACACAAGGGAGAAACCGUUCAGGUGCAUGGAGUGUGGAAAAUGCUUUAGUCAGAGCGCUCACCUUACUUUACAUGAAAGAACACAUACAGGGGAGAAACCGUUUCAGUGUAUGGAGUGUGGAAAAGGUUUCACUGGAAGCGGUGACCUUUCUAAGCAUCUCAGAAUCCACACGAGGGAGAAACCCUUCAAAUGCAUGGAGUGUGGAAAGGGCUUUACUCAAAGAGCUCACCUUACUUUUCAUCAAAGAACAUACACAGGGGAGAAACAAUUCAAAUCUUUGGAGUGUGGAAAGAGCUCCAGUGGGAGUGGUGACCUUGCUCAGCAUCAAACAACACACACAGGGGAGAAACAGUUUAAGUGUCCAGAGUGCGGAAAGAGUUUCAGUGGGGGUGAUGGCCUUAUCAAGCAUCAAAAAAUCCACACAAAGGAAAAACCGUUCCUAUGCAAGGAGUGUGGAAAACGCUUUAGUCAGAAAGCUCACCUUAUUUUACAUCAAAGAACACACACAGGGGAGAAACCAUUUAAAUGUACGGAGUGUGGAAAAAGCUUCUGUGGGUCAGGUGACCUUACUAAGCAUAAAAGAAUCCACACAAGGGAAAAACCGUUCCUAUGCAAGGAGUGUGGAAAGAGCUUUAGUCAAAGUGCUCACCUUGCUUUACAUCAAAGAACACACACAGGGGAGAAACCGUUUAAAUGUACAGAGUGCGGAAAGAGCUUCAGUGGGAAUGGUGACCUUACUAAGCAUCAAAGAAUCCACACAAAGAAGAAAUCAUAAAAAACAUAGAACCACCUCUUUUUCUAUCUUGGGCUGCAGCUCCUUCCUUACAUUAUUUAUUUUGUUGUCGCCAGGUUUGGCACUGCUUUCCUUUGGGGUGAAGACAGAGGCAAAGUUGGCGUUGAGCAGUUCUGCCUUCCCUUAGUCAAUAGUAUUUCUCAGUCUUCUUCACAGAGAGGACCCUACAACUUGCUUGUUCUUCCUCUCGCUUUGAACAUAGCUGAAGAAACCUUUAUUAUUAUGUUUAGCUCUCUUGCAAGCCUGAGCUUUAGCCCGCCUGACAUUCACCCUUCAACUUCCAUUUCUUAUACAUGCCCUUGUUAAUUCUCAGCUGAUCUCUAAGCCAUACCAUGUUCCUGUCUCGUUUGGAUUGUCUGCAUUUGGGCAUUCAGUAUUUCACCUUUAAGAAACGCCCAUCCACUUUAGACUCCCUUCCUCUUGGCGCUCCUUAAGCUUUUUGAAAUUGGCCUUAAAGCCCAGAGUGCAUGUCUGACUACACUCAGCUUUUCCUUGCUUGUGUAUCAUAAACCCAGGAGGACAUGAUCACUUCCUCCCAAGUUUCCCAGUACUUCAACCAGUUCCUCUCUUUUGGUGAGCAUCAGAUCCAAGAUAAACAAUCUCUUUGUUGUUCCUUCCAUCAUCUGGGAAAUGAAAUAGCAAUGCAAUGGGUGAAUUCUUGGAAGAAUUUGAGUUCCAACAGAGUUUGGGGUAGCUCAAGUCUCCAAUGACUACGAUAUCUCCUUUUUAAAUGUUUGGUCAUCUGUUCUCGGAAGGCAUCAUCCAAUUUUUCAGUUUCUUCUACACAGUUGUUUCUCUCUAAAUACAGUUGCAAUUGACAUUAUUCAACCUCCAUUGCAAAACGGGUUCAUUAUCAAAAUUUACAGACUUUCAGCUGUUUGCCAUGAGCAAAUCAAAGAAAGGCAAUUGAAAAAACUCAACACAACGGAUGUUUCCAAUGGUUUCCCCAAAUUCCGCUGACAGUGCAACUUAUACUGGCUUAUCCAGUCUCACUAUUAUUCAAACACUUAAUGUCAAGGAUCUUUAGCACUUAGUAGAGCAGCUUUUGGCUCCCAUGACCUGCUGCAAAUGAGAUGCGUAGCCAGACAGCAGCUUCUGGCAGCUGAAGAAUCUCAUGAGCAAUGGCCUCCAGUUCAGUAAUAUUUUGCAUGCCUCAACCGCCCUUUUCAGAUCCCACCAGAGGUUUUCUAUGGAGUUCAAGUCAGGUGACUGUGAUGGCCACCUUCCAGGACUUCUGCAACCAAAGUCUUGGUGGGAUUUUACUUAAGCCAAACCCUUCCUGACGACACUGCUUGCACGGCCAGUGGUUUAUUUCCAGUAUUUUCCUCUCUCUCCCUGGGCUACAGCCCUCAAUAGGAAGAAAUGAUGAACGCACCACCUGUGCCCAAAAGCCUUUCAGCUUCCUGCCCAGAGUCCCUUGUUAAAUGUUGAAGGCUGUGUGUUGCGGAUAAGAAGGAACGGGUAGUUGACCAGUGGGCUUUAUAAGACUUGGCAACUUCUCUGCCAAAUCUUGAAUUUAUGCACCUGGAAGACGAACACACCUCCCGGGACAUUCUGUUUCCUCCGCACACUGCUGCCUCUGUCCACCUCAGUAGGGAGACACCAGCAGUGUCUCUUUCACUUCUGCGGAGUGGCAGAAUUUUUGUAUUCACUGUGGCUGCUCACACAUCAACAAAAACAAGCGGCUUUAAUGUUUGAUGUUGAGAAAGUAUUUGAUAAGGUUUCCUGGGAUUUGUUGUUUAAAGUUUUAGAAUAUAUGAGUUGUCAGAGCAUCCACAAUCAGUAGCCUUCGAUCUGAAGGGUUUAGAUCCAGAAUGAAAAAUGACUCCUCUAAGUCAAUCUCCUCCUCUGGUGUGUGUGUGGCAGAAAU